AUGAAGGUCAUCGAGUCCCAGACCGCCGUCUUGUCCAAUUACGAGGUCUUCGAGCACCUCGUGGACCAGCGCCAGCGCUACAAGAGCAAGAAGCGACGCGGCCCGGGGAACCUGGAGACUGUCGUCAAGGAGCUGCUGCAAUAUCUGCGGACCGCCCCGGGGCCCUUGAGCCAGGAGCCCACUACAUAUACGCCCGCGUCCAUCUCGCAGCUCCUUGAGCGCCUACGCCCAUUCGACCUCUCUAAGGGCGAGGUCGUCAUGAUCCUCAACCUGCGUCCGGCGUCGGUUAUUGGCCUGAACACCGUCGUGGAGGAGAUGAGCGAGCGCUUCACCGAGGACCAGCAACAAGAGAUGGUCGACAUCAUUGCCGACGUCCUCGGCAAGUUUGAGGCCGCCGAGCACAACCGAGGAGCCGGGGGAGCCGCCGAGGGCGGAGAUGUGAAUAUGGACGACGCCGCCGCAUAA
Messenger RNA from Purpureocillium takamizusanense, 465 nucleotides. RefSeq lists its product as uncharacterized. The record is from RefSeq and is a predicted model, not a curated record. Gene Ontology annotation, molecular function: nucleotide binding. Lineage: Eukaryota; Fungi; Ascomycota; Sordariomycetes; Hypocreales; Ophiocordycipitaceae. Bases 1 to 465 code for a protein of 154 amino acids. Gene Ontology annotation, cellular component: RNA polymerase III complex. The transcript has 2 exons. Gene Ontology annotation, biological process: transcription initiation at RNA polymerase III promoter.